CAUAGUUGAAGUUGUUUACUAUUCGUGUCAAUUGUCAUUUAACCUCAAUUUUUCUCGUGGAAAUCGUAAAAAUUCAGUGUGAAUAUUUAUAAUCAAGCAAGUGAAUACAUAUAAUCAAGCGAAUAAUGAAAAGCAAAAGGGUGAAGAAAGAGCCGCUCGAUAACGUCCCUGAUGCAGGUGACAGUUGUAACUCCGAUUCAGUGGACUCUUGUAAAGCCAAAAAUGUUGAAACUUUGACGUACGAUGGAUUAUCGGUGAAACAAGAGAAAGAGACUGUGGCGCUACAGGAAAAUUCAGAGGUACAAAUUUCUAUUGAUUUUGAAUGCUGCGAUGUUAAACAAGAAUUAAAGUCAUUGUCGACUAUUACCUGCAAAACUGAGCAUCAAAGUGACUUACCUUGUGUGAAAACAGAAAAUGAAAAUCAGACCAAUGACACACAUGAAAAAAUAUUUAUAGAUUUUGAGUGCAGAGAAGUAAAAGUUGAAAUGAAGCCUUUAUCAAGAAACAUCUGCAAAACCGAGAAUCAAAGUUGUCAAUCUGUUGAAAACAUAGAUAACGAAGUUCAGCAAAAUUACUUGCAUGGAAAGAGUCUUAUAAUUCGUAUAAGAAAAGGAUAUGAUUACCAUAAUAACUGUCAAUUUCAAGAAAAGUUCCGUUUGAAGCUUAACGAAUGCGAGACCGAAAAGGAGGUAAAAAUAGUGAACCAAACCACAUUAUCGAAUAAGAAAACUUUACGUAAAAGAACUAAUAAAGAGGGAGCAAGUUUGAAAACACGUGUUAUUAAGACACACAAAUCUGAUAGAAAAUUUGAAUGUAACAUUUGUUACAAAUCAUUUGGAAACAACAGUCAUCUCAAAAGGCACGUGAAUCAAGUACAUGAGCUGAGCAAACCCUUUGAGUGUGACAUUUGUCACAAAUCAUUUCCAGAAAAACAUAGGCUUAAAAUUCACAUAAAUGGAGUACAUGGUCGGAACAAACCCUUUGAGUGUGUCAUUUGUCGCGAAUCAUUUGGAUACGUAAGUCAUCUUAGAACUCAUAUGAUAACUGUUCACGAUCGUAGCAAAUUCUUUGAGUGUGACAUUUGUCAUAGAUCAUUUGGACAAAAGAGCGACCUCAAUAAACAUGUAAGUACAGUACAUAAUCGAAGCAAACCUUUCGAGUGUGACAUUUGUCACAGAUUAUUUGGAACAAAAAGUCCCCUCAACAGACACAUAAUUGCAGUGCAUAAUCGUAGCAAACCUUAUGAAUGUAAGAUUUGUCACAAAUCAUUUGGACACAAACAUAUCCUCGAUUCUCACAUAAUUAUCACGCAUGAUCUCAGCAAAGCAUUUGAGUGUAAAAUUUGUCACAAAUUAUUUGGAAGAAAAGAUGGACUUAAAACUCACGUAGAGGGAGUACAUAAUCGCAGCAAACUCUUAGAAUGUGAAAUUUGUCGCAAAUCACUUGGAAACAAAAAUAGCCUCAAAUCUCAUAUAGAAGUAGUGCAUAAUCAUAAAAAACCCUUUGAAUGUGACAUUUGUGGCAAGUUAUAUGCAUCAAAACAACGCGUUAAAUAUCAUAUAAUUUCUAUGCAUAAUGGUAGCAAAUUCGAAUGUAAAAUUUGUCAUAAAUCAUUUGUACACAAAAGAACCCUCAAUUAUCACAUCAAUCUCACGCAUGAUCGGAGCAAAGCAUUUCAAUGUAAAAUUUGCCACAGACCAUUUGGACACAACGAUGCGCUCAAGAAGCACGGUGAUCUCAAAAAGCACAUUGAGAUGAUACAUAUACGUAAAACCUUUAAAUGUAAGAUCUGUCAAAAAUCAUUUUCAUCCAAGGCUUACGUUACUAUUCACAUUGAUGCCACACAUAAUGGUAACAAACCACACGAGUGUGAAAUUUGUCGAAAAUCAUUUGGCCAUAAAGAAAGCCUUAGAAACCACAUAGUUACAAUUCAUAAUGGUAAAAGACCCUUCGAUUGUGAGAUUUGUCACAAAGCAUUUACAUUAAGAGCGCGCCUGAAAAGACACGUCAGACAAGUACACAAUAGAAAAAAAGUGUAG
This is a messenger RNA of Trichogramma pretiosum, 2039 nucleotides long. RefSeq names its product zinc finger protein 658-like. NCBI's taxonomy places the organism in Eukaryota, Metazoa, Arthropoda, Insecta, Hymenoptera, Trichogrammatidae. The record is from RefSeq and is a predicted model, not a curated record. The transcript is spliced from 4 exons. The coding region runs from base 126 to 2039 and encodes 637 amino acids.